AAGUUGGCGCACUUUGCAUAUAUAAACGCCUCCACCCCCAUCAACCUCUUCACCAUCCCCCACCCGCCGCCGCAAGGAAUUCCACCGCACGCGAGACCAGGAGGGGAGAAGGGAGAAGGCACACAGCUAGCUACGAAGAGCGCCAAGAACAACCAACCAGCCAGCAGCCAGCGCAAGAUGCCGUGCAUCCAGGCGUCCAGCCCCGGCAGCAUGCCGCACCAGCACCACGGCCGGGUCCUGGCCGGCGUCGGGUGCGCGGCGGAGGUGGCCGCGGCGGUCGCGACGACGGCGGCGAACAGCGCGGGGAUGCGGUGCGGGGCGCACGACGGCGAGCUGCCCGCGGAGGCGGCGCGCCACCACGAGCACGCGGCGCCGGGGCCCGGGCGGUGCUGCUCCGCGGUGGUCCAGCACGUGGCGGCGCCGGCCGCGGCGGUGUGGUCCGUGGUGCGGCGGUUCGACCAGCCGCAGGCGUACAAGCGGUUCGUGCGGAGUUGCGCGCUGCUGGCGGGCGACGGCGGCGUGGGCACGCUCCGCGAGGUGCGCGUCGUGUCGGGCCUCCCCGCGGCGUCCAGCCGCGAGCGCCUCGAGAUCCUGGACGACGAGAGCCACGUCCUCAGCUUCCGCGUCGUGGGCGGCGAGCACCGGCUCCAGAACUACCUCUCGGUGACCACCGUCCACCCGUCCCCCACCGCGCCCGACUCCGCCACCGUCGUCGUGGAGUCCUACAUGGUGGACGUGCCGCCGGGCAACACCCCCGAGGACACCCGCGUGUUCGUGGACACCAUCGUCAGGUGCAACCUCCAGUCGCUGGCCACCACCGCCGAGAAGCUCGCCGCCGUGUCGACGUGAGGUGGGACGUCCAUCUCCACUGGCGAUCGAUCGAUCGAUGGUUUUUCCGGGGGCAGGAGAGGGUUGCGUGUUUCUUCGGCGCGUGAGCCUUUUUCUUUUCUUCUUCUUCCUUCUUUGUUUCUUCACAUUUGACCCCUCUUGUUUUUCCUUAUUUUUUUCUCGUUGUUGCGAGAGACAUCCAACCCUCCUCCCGUCCCUUGUCCAAAGAUUCAAGAGAUGACAAGUAUAAAUCGAUAGAGAUUUUAAGCUCCGACACACGGUCGAAUUUCAAUGUAUAUAUGUUCGUGGUAGUAGAUAUGGUCCCUGGAAAGCACAAAACGCAUGAGAUUUAUAUUGUACAUGUCCUUGCUACAAGUUUUGAUCUGAA
Messenger RNA from Panicum hallii, 1216 nucleotides. RefSeq names its product abscisic acid receptor PYL4-like. Gene Ontology annotation, molecular function: abscisic acid binding; signaling receptor activity; protein phosphatase inhibitor activity. Bases 178 to 849 code for a protein of 223 amino acids. Gene Ontology annotation, biological process: abscisic acid-activated signaling pathway. The record is from RefSeq and is a predicted model, not a curated record. The transcript has a single exon. NCBI's taxonomy places the organism in Eukaryota, Viridiplantae, Streptophyta, Magnoliopsida, Poales, Poaceae. Gene Ontology annotation, cellular component: nucleus; cytoplasm.